AGCAGGAUUACUGCAGAGGUUUGUCCCUUAUGAGAAUCCGUCAUUUUAUGUAAACACUGAAAAGGUGCGCGCAUGCGCAGUGAGGAGCACAGGUGAGUAAACUGCAGAGGUGGACGGUGUAGAGGAGACUGUGGUCACUAGUCACACGAUGGCGGAGUUAAAGAGAGCUCACAGCUGGGAGAUUUCCGACUCGGAGUCGGAGCACGAGCCCGGUGCUCCCGCGGAGCCGGAGAGCGCGUGCAGCCGCGCAGAGCCUCCACCUGCUCCCACUGUCCGGUGCUCCGACCCCGGGGACAGGAGGAGAGGAAACCGGGGGGGGGACAGAGAGGGGAGAGAGGAGAGAGAGAGACAGAGAGAGGAGAAAGACAGGAGGAGACAGGAGAGAGUGAGACAGAAGGAAGAGAGAGAGAGACAGAAAGAGGAGAAGAGGAAGGCAGUUGAGAGAGUAAAAAGACUCAAACCUGAGGAGUAUUUAAAGACCGUCACAGUCAACAUCCACCCAGUGUUGCUUCAGGACUCUGGGUGUGAUGUGUUGUUGAGUACACUGGCUGGUUUGGAGUGGAGGAGCAGAAUAGAGGAACACAACCUCACACACACCAUCAGCUGGAGCAGAGACCUUCCUCAUACCGAGGACGAAGAUGGUAGUGUGGUUGAGGAAGAUCAGGUGCUGAUGGUGGUCACUCAGAUGGAGUUUGUAGACAUGAUGAUGUCCAUCAGACAGGCUCUGAUUGGUGGGUGUGAGGAGGCGGAGUCUCUGUUUCAGCCCCUCUGUGAUUAUCUGAACAGAAACACAGGGAUUGUCCUUUCACUGCUGGUAACUGGGGGGCAGUACUGUCAAUGGGGAGUCUCAUAUGAUGAUGACAAUGAAGAUGAGGUGUGUCCACGUUCUCAGCUUGGGCUCCAUAACCUGGACAUCGAGGAGGUGUUAGUGUACCUGCAGCUGUACAAGAAUGUGACAGUCCACUUCCUGUUUGGCUGGCAGGAAGUCAUGGAUCAUGUGUGUGCUGUUACCAAGGCCUUAUCUAAACGCCCCUUCAGAACACUGCAGGAAGUUCCAGAUCUGGGGUUCUGUGUGGACGGUUUGUGGGCAGGGGGAGUGCGUGUUGACCGUAGUGGGUGGGGCCUCGCUCAGGUGUGGACACGACAGAUACAGCAGCUUAAUCGAGUCAGUGUUGCCAUGGCAACAGCUGUGACAACUGCCUAUCCCUCCCCCCAACUCCUCCUGCAGGCGUAUGAGAGAGCAGCAUCAGCAGAAGAACGGUGUGGAUUAUUGGCUGAUGUCACUGUGAGAGGCGGGGCUAAAGAGCGGUGUGUCGGACCUGAACUGUCCGGUCGUGUGCACCGUCUUAUGACCUCUCAGAAACCUGAGCUGGUGCUGGACUAGAGGAUUGUGGGAAAAGCAACUAAAAAGACUGGCUUAUCAGAUUUAAUAUAUAAAUCAUGGAAUUGUAUGGACAUCACACACACACACACACACACACACAGUAAUCACUGUUGGGUUUAAGUUUAUUUUGAUUAAGAACUUUAAAAAAAAUACACUUUCACUUGUAUUGUCCAGCCGUUUGUUUAUUUCUUGUUUAAAUUCAGAAAGUAAUAUAUUCCAAUCCUUUUCAGUCUUUGUAUAGACAGAGGUUUGUUUACAAACCAAUAGUAAACAAUGUAAAUAGGAAACACUAAAACAUGUCGCUUUAGACGUAUUUAAAAGUAACACAGGCAGGUUACACUGACCGAUUCGACCCUGUGGUCAUUUUUAGUGCUGACCUUUUAACAGCUCUUUGAUCUUUGUGAUGAUUUCACAGCAGCUUUUGUUCCUUAUGCAGAUCAGUUGGUCAACAGUCCAGGUGCUGGUGAUCUGAGUGCUUCUGUAAACUGAACGUUCAUUUCAGACACACUGACUCCCUGUGGCUCUGACCCUCUGAGUGUUUAUGGAGUUAUAUCAUGUGGCUCAGUUUCAGACAAUCACCCUGUCAGGAGAAACCCUGAAGAUCCUCAGGAACAUCUUCAGGACCUUUAACCUUUAACUUUAUUGCACCCCUUGAUCACUUCUACCCUGAUGUCCCUUAAUGACCGCAGGCAGCACAGGUACAAAGUUUAACAAUAAACUUCGACAAUCAUCAGUACGUAAAGAGAGCAAGAGAGACGACAAGACACAACCUUGUGGAAUACCAGGAGAGGACAACAAAACAUUCCACAACACAAAUUCUUCAGGAUCUGCUAGUUAAAAAAAUCCACCAACUAACACACAAUAUUUAAGUCUAGAUGAAAAUUGUUGGACUGCAGGAGUAGCAGCUCAGACUCUGAGAAACACACACACACACAGCUUCACCAGUCUGUUUGAUUUGUUCCCAGUUUGUGUAUCCGAGGCUGGAUUACACAAUACUGUCUCUCUUUAUCACCUCCUUCAGUCUGACAUCACUCUGAUCUCCACUCUGUGUGGAAAAUGUCCAAAGUCAAAUGAGUCACAAUUCACACACAGCCAUUCCGUCCCUCAUUAUGAAUUACAGAAGGACAGUGAUGUCCAGUUUUAUCCAGAAAGGGCUGGUGUGGGUACAGGUUUUCAUUCCAACUGAGCAGGAGCUACACCUGAUUCCACCUGUUUAAUCACUUGAUCUUGGCUUUCAGUAAAUUCAGGUAUGGCUUCUGCUUGUUUGGAAUGAGAACCUGCACCACACCAACCCUUUCUGGAUGAGACUGGACACCCCUGCAGUAGGAGAAUUCCUGAUUCUCUGUGAAUAUAAUUAGUUACCACUAACAGCACCACACAUACACACACAGUCCUCAUUACUUGCAUAGUGUAUUUAUUAAUUUCAAUUUAUUUAUUUUACUGAGUCAGAGAUGAAUAUCAGGACUCAGACAGGGUUAAAGUAAUGACUAAACAAAUAAAUAAAUAAACAAACUAAACUGUUCCAGCCUGAAUAGGGCUUUAUAAUUAUUAUACUCUGUGGUAGCUUAAUGGUGUUGGACUAAUGAUCAGAAGGUUCUGAGUUUGAAUCCCAGGUUCACCAAACUGCCACUUCUGGGCCCCUGAGCAAGGCCCUUAACGCUCAGUUAGCUCAGUUGUAUAAAAAUGAGAUAAAUGUACAUCGCUCUGGAUAAGAAUGUCUGCUAAAUUCCAGAAAUUUAAUGCACCUGUAUAUGGAACAGUGUGUGUGUGUGUGGGCUGUGCACUAUUUAGGGUAUAGGAGCCAUUUUCUUCACACUCAACACAUAGACCGUGUGCAUGGUGCUGAAUCUUUAGGUUUAUUGUAUGAUACACAGAUAUUUCCACACACACUUUAGGACAGCUCUAUAGGACUAAUCAGACCUCACACACAGGAACAUGGCUUCAUGGCUUUCCCUUUGGGAUGAAUAAAGUAUCUAUCUAUCUAUCUAUCUAUCUAUCUAUCUAUCUACGUCUUCACGUGUUUAUUCGGGAGGACUGUGUUGAACACGGCCUUUAGACUAUUGGGAAGUGUUGUGAAGGGACGAGAUUCCCAGACACAUGACACGUGUUACAUAAUAGAGCUGGAGGACUUCUGGGGUUAUUCUCAUGAUUUACACACACUCACCUCACCUCAUUUUAAUACACACUGAGUGUUCUGAUCCGAGCCCUUCCUGUCUUUAAACUGAAAACUUGUGAACUGAAAAAUUGUUUGGGCAGCAAAAAGGGAUCAACGCAAU
Hemibagrus wyckioides is the source of this 3660-nucleotide messenger RNA. Its product is annotated as crossover junction endonuclease EME1-like. The record is from RefSeq and is a predicted model, not a curated record. Gene Ontology annotation, molecular function: nuclease activity; DNA binding. Gene Ontology annotation, cellular component: nucleus; Holliday junction resolvase complex. NCBI's taxonomy places the organism in Eukaryota, Metazoa, Chordata, Actinopteri, Siluriformes, Bagridae. The transcript is spliced from 8 exons. Bases 149 to 1384 code for a protein of 411 amino acids. Gene Ontology annotation, biological process: mitotic intra-S DNA damage checkpoint signaling; double-strand break repair; replication fork processing.